AUGGCAGCUGAGUUGGAGGGAGAGGAGGAACCGUCCACGGUGCCGCGCCCGGCCGGAACCGCGGCGGGGCCUUCAAAGCCGGAGUCCUUCCUGCUGAUUUUUAAUGUCAGCAAGAAGCAGAACUUCGGCACCUUGCUGCGAUCCGCCUGUGCCUUCGGCGUCACGGAGGUCUUGGUCGUGGGCGCUAAGAAGAUUGCGACCUUUGGCAACCAGGGCACUGUGGCUCAUGCCAACGUCCGGCACUUCGAGACCCUCCAGGCGGCCAAAGCGGAGCUCUCGAGCCGAGGAGCUCGGAUUUGCGGCAUCGAGAUCGACGAGCGUGCAGAGUCGGUCACCAAGCACCCAUUCACGGGAUCUACCGCUUUCAUGCUGGGCAACGAAGGCGAAGGGAUGUCGGCCGCCCAGCGGGCCGCGUGCGACUUCUUUGUGUACAUCCCGCAGCAUACAGGCGCCACGGCCUCGUUGAACGUGGCCAUCGCGGGGUCCAUUGUUCUUCACCACUUUGCCACCUGGGCACAGAUGGCGGAACACCCCAGGCAGGGCGAGAAGUACCUGGUCGAUUUGGAAGAAGCUCGUCCGACUGACGAAGCGACGGGCGCGACGCGCAGCAUGGCGCAGCUUCUCAGCACAGUUUCCAUUUUCCCCACGGACAGCGCCGAUCUUGGCGGUGAGAAGAUGUUCAUCACCGGUCGAUAG
Molecule: messenger RNA, 696 nt
Organism: Durusdinium trenchii
Lineage: Eukaryota; Dinophyceae; Suessiales; Symbiodiniaceae
Source: the annotation of a GenBank genome assembly